AUGAGCAUUCCAAGUGUGCUAGUUUUACCAGGUCCAGCUCAAGGACAUGUCUAUCCCAUGAUGAACUUCUCGCAAAAGUUGGUUGAGAAUGGAUGCAAAGUCUAUUUUGUGAACACAGACUUCAACCAUAAGCGAGUUGUGAGUUCCAUGGUUGAGCAACAAGAAAGCCUUGAUGAAUCACUGGUAAAGUUGGUUUCAAUCCCAGAUGGUUUAAGACCUGAGGAUGACAGAACAGAUUUUGUCAAGUUAUUUGAUGCUAUACUAAGCACCAUGCCUUCUAUGCUUCAGAGGAAAAUAGAAGAAAUUCAUUUGUAUGGUGAGGAUAGAAUCAGCUGUAUAGUUGCAGAUGUGAAUAUGGGAUGGGCUUUGAAUGUUGGGAACAAGUUGGGAAUCAAAGGAGCUCUCUUCUGGCCUGCAUCAGCUGCUAUGUUUGCCUUUCAAUGCAACAUCCCUGCACUUAUUGAUAAAGGGAUCAUAGAUUCUGAUGAUGGUUUGAAUGGUUCUCUUAGUAAUUACGACAGGGAAUUUCAUGAUUAUGGAGGAAGAGAAUUUGAUGAAGUUAUUGGAGAAUACAUGAAGCCAGUGUAUGCUGCUGAGCAGAUUUUCUUUGAGGUUGUAGAUGAUGAAGUUAUUGGAUGCUUAUUGAUCUAG
Messenger RNA from Gastrolobium bilobum, 651 nucleotides. Its product is annotated as UDP-glycosyltransferase 83A1-like. The record is from RefSeq and is a predicted model, not a curated record. NCBI's taxonomy places the organism in Eukaryota, Viridiplantae, Streptophyta, Magnoliopsida, Fabales, Fabaceae. The transcript is spliced from 3 exons. Bases 1 to 651 code for a protein of 216 amino acids.